AGGAGAUUAAAAGAAGAGAAGAGAAAAUGGCGGGUGAUUUGGUCCUCUCGCUGAUUGAUCUCUCCAAUCCCGAUCGCGACUCCUCCGCCAAAUCCAUUCGCAAGGCUUGCUUGGAUCAUGGUUUCUUCUACCUCGUCAAUCAUGGAAUCGAGGAAUCGUUUUUCCAGCAAGUGCUCAAGGAGAGCAAGAAGUUCUUCUCGUUGCCCCUCCACGAGAAGAUGAAGCUUCAAACUAGGAAGGAUAACAGGGGUUACAAUCCAGUGCUUUCUUUAACCCUAGAUCCUUCAUCUGAAAGUUACAGAUUCAGGAGAUGUAAAGUGAGGGUUUCUUCAUCACUUCCGCCAAAAUCAGCUUUUCACAAUUCAAUGCCAAUCAAUGGCCCCCAGAAGAACUUUUGCCAUGUUGGAGAGCCACGAUGGAAUCUUAUUAUGAAAAAAUGCUGGCUGUGAGUAAAAAAUUAAUAUCCUUGAUGGCUUUGUCUUUGGGUCUUGAUGAUCUUUUCUUUGAGAAAAUUGGAGCAUGGCAUGAACCCUUGGCAUAUGUUCGACUUUUGCAUUAUCCAGGUAAAACUUUUGAAGGGAGUUGUGGGAGGUUAGGUGCAUCAGCCCAUUCCGACUUUGGAAUUGCUACGCUUCUAUUAACUGAUGGGGUCCCUGGUCUACAGAUCUGCAGAGAUAAGGAUAGGCAUCCUCAGCUAUGGGAAGAUGUACCUCAUGUUCAUGGGGCUUUGAUUGUUAAUGUUGGCGACUUGCUGGAGAGGUGGACUAAUUGCUUAUUCCGAUCAACAUUGCACAGAGUCUUGCCAACUGAACAAGAGCGCUACUCUGUUGCCUUUCUUCCUAAAUGGAGACCUCGGUUGCAUGGUUGAGUGCUUUGGAGAGUUGCUGCAGCAAGGAAAAUCCUCCUAGGUUUCCUGCUAUCCAAUGUGUCGAUUAUCUGCAGCAGCGUAUUUCUGCAAUAUAUACUGGUGGGCAGAAAUAGAAGAGGUUACAACUUAGAUGUCAUCGGUUCCGCAUCUCCUUUCAUGAAGUGUGGUAACUCCCCCCCCCCCUCUUUUUGUUCACAAAUUGAACCAGGGAUAAACUGCUGUUUGCGCUCAUAAGCAUUGUCACCUUGUGAAACUUGACCUAUUUCAUUUGAGGAAAUUGUUCAAUGAGAUUUCUGUAAUUUAUUCCAGUAUGUAGGGAUAUUUUUGUAAUCUUAUCACUAGAAUAAGCAAUGUUUCAACAACCUCAUGAAGCUCGGAUGGUUGAGAAGAACCAAGGUUCUAAAUGAUUAAAAUUCUUAUUUAAUAUUUUAAAACA
Messenger RNA from Dioscorea cayenensis subsp. rotundata (Guinea yam), 1304 nucleotides. RefSeq names its product 2-oxoglutarate-Fe(II) type oxidoreductase hxnY-like. The record is from RefSeq and is a predicted model, not a curated record. Lineage: Eukaryota; Viridiplantae; Streptophyta; Magnoliopsida; Dioscoreales; Dioscoreaceae.